AGAUAACAGUUCUCUGAAGCCAUGAAGAAGGAAUUCCAUGAUUCUUACUGCUGAGAAGCGGGGCUUCGAAGCUUGCAGGACUGCUCGGUGCCAGCAGAGGGAAGCAUCUCCCCGGCUCCGGAUAGACCUUAUAUCGGCCUUCAGUGCCUACAGGAGUCCACAGGAAAGAUGAAGAGGCACUGUUUAUACGGGAGUGUAGCGAUAGGAUAAGGGGCAGCGGCUUUCAGCUAAAAGAGAGGAGAUUUAGAUUGGGUAUUAGGAGAAAUAUCUUUGCCAUGGAGGUGAACAGGCUGCCCAGAGAAGCUGUGGAUGCCCCAUCCAUGAAAAUGCUCAAGGUUGGAUGGGGCUUUGAGCAUCCUGAUCCAGUGGAAGGUGUCACUGCCCAUUGGGUUGGGACUGGAUGGCUGUUAAGGUCCCUUCCAACCCAAACCAUUCUGUGAUGGAUGAUUCUAUGGCCACCAGGCCAAGAGGGCAAGGAUGAGAUGCCCAAAGGGUUUGGAUGCCUCCAGGCACUUCAGCUCAGUGCCUGGAACAGAAGCUGUUGUCUGGGGGCUCCCAAAAGGUAGCAGGGUGAAGGAGGCACAUCCAGGAGGAGGUUCAGCCUGAUUUUGCAUCUGACUUGAACACUGUGCCUCCAAGAGCAGGCAGGAUCGAUCCCCAAGCAGAGGCACUGCAGCUCACGUGCAGUAUUUCCCCAGUGUGGGAUAAAGUCACGAUUCUCUCCUAUUUGCAGUGUUGCUCUUUUAUUGGUGAUUCUCCUAACGGUGCACGUGGGACAUCAGUCUGUCUACCCUGAGAUUUUUGCACAGCAAGGGCCCUACAAGCUUUGCAGUUUGUGUUUUAAUAUUUUAUCUGCUAGUCCCUGACUGGAAAAGAAAAUCCAACCACUCUCAGUGGAAAUUAUCCGUCCUGCUGUGUGACUCACAACAGAGGCUGUAUCAGGUUUGAAACAUGCAGGUGGCAGACAGACACCCGCUGGUUCCUUUGGACUCUUUACAGAUAGAUUUUUUUCAAUCCCAGCCCAGGGGUUCCUCAGUCCAAGAUGAUUUAUUCUCUCUGCUCUGCAGGAAUUAGCUCUGCCUUAUACCUGUGUAACCAUACAACAACAAAUCGCAGCUCCUAUCUCAAAGCAGAUCUGGAGGCACCUUGCCCAUCACUGAACUGUCCAAGAGCCGAUAGAGUAGGGAAGCUGUAUCCCAGCACCCUCCAGGGAUGAUGCCAGUGCCUUCUGGGCCACUUUCUCCCAGCAAGAAGACCCUGAGCAUCAUUUGCACCUCAUUCAUGCUUGGAAAUGUGGACUGGGACCAUGGAGGCUGCAGCCUCAGGGCAGUGGGGAUGUGUACAGCCCCUAGUGCAGGAUGGGGUGCUUUCAGCCUCACCGCAGCACAGUUGUCAUCUCUGAGCUGCCUCUGAUGGUUUGCAAUACCUGGAGAGAAAAAAAAACAAAGGAAGGUGGUGGAUAAUUACUGUUUUUGCCAGCUCUGUAAUGUCUUCCAGCUCAGCUGGACCAAACAAAACAACGCCACGUCAUUAUGGCUAUUACUGCGUUGUGCUACCGCAGGAUUUCAGAUCCUCUGUGAGGAGUCAGCACUGAGGGAGACCACAGAGAAAACCUGUCCUGGGAGCUGGCAGGAGGCACGCAGCUCCAGCGAGAAAUAAACUUCAGGUGCCUCAGGCCCUGAGAUGCACCACGGCUGCUGGGAUGAAGCACUGCUGUGCUGGCACAGAUCUCUCCAUAGACACUUAGAAAAAUUGGGAUUUCUCUUUUAUCACACCACAGCUCAGCCAAAGUUGCUCUUGCUGCUGAGUUUGUGCAAAUAUUGUUCUUGCAGGAGCAGCAUCACAACAAGAGCAUCUCUGGAUGAGCUGGAGCUUGUCCUCAUCACCUCCGCAGAGCCAUGAGCGUGCCGGGGCCGCUGUGCUCUGUGCACAAAAAGAGGAUUUGGGAAACUGUUCAUUGGGAAAUAGUCCCAUGGGUGCCACAGGGAGAGGUGGGUUGGGCUGCAGAUGGGACAGCUCCAUCUCCUUGUUCCCAUCGCAGUGCCAGGAGAUAGGCAAGGACAUGGCCUGGAGGCUGGGUUCCCAGGGCUGCCUCCUCCACUGUCACCGGUGUUGUGCAACCCUUCCCUCCUUACAGAGGGUGUGGGCAGGAACCCUCUCACACGGAUGCAGUUUGGGGUGCAGCUGAGCUUUGGAAGUGGCCGUGCACCGGCACCAGCGUGGUCCACCCUUUGUGCCAUGUUCUGCACCGCAGUUGCAUCCAGCCCUGCAUUAUGGUCACCACAAAGGUCUACAAGAGAGAGGUGCAGUCAUGAUGUGAGGAUGUUUUAUUGUGCAGCUGCUGCGCUCAGACUGCUGCACAGGCACAGGCUGCUUAAUGGCUCGCAGAAGGACACGAGCAUUGCUUGUUAUCCAGCAAGGCUGAGUUGGAACCACAAAGGAUGAUCUCUGCAUUUUAUCUGCUUUAGGAAAGAGGAGGAUGGCUCGUGCCAGGUGGUGGUUUCAGGUGGAUGGAGAGGGAUCCAAGCACAUGGGAUGAAAGGUGCAUCUAUGCACACAGGUGGGAAAGCAGAUGAGGCAGUGGGGAUGAGCAGAGUGGGUGGAGAGCUGCAGGAAUGGGACUGGAGGUUUUCCAGGUCUGACCAAGCUGGAGGGCACCAACACAGCCAGCAGGCAGCGGGUUUAAAGCAGGUGAAAGGAAGCACUUCUCGACCCAGCAUGUAGUUAAACUGGAGCUAAGUGCUGUAGGGCAUAGCCUCAAAAAUGGCCUUCAAGAAACUGAGAUACAUGUACAUUGCAUGGCUCUGCUCUGACCUAUGAAAUAUGACAGCCCAGGACCUCCAGCCAAGGAAGUGCUAAGUCACCGACCACCAGAAGAUGGGGCAGGAUUGUUUCCUGCUUCCUUCCUUUUUACAAUCCUUCAGAGAACAGAUACUGCCAUGGGCAGGACCAUAGGAUCAUGGGACCAUAGAAUCAUGGAAUCAUUAAGGUUGGAAAAGACCUCUAAUGUCCCCAGGCCCAACCCAGCCCAUCCCACCAUGCCAACUAACCUUGUCCUCAAGAGCCACAUCCCCACGUUUCUUGAAUAGUUCCAGGGAUGUUGCCCUCACCACUUCCCUGGGCAGACUGUUUCUUCUUUGCUGCUUACAGAGUUAGAAGGAAAGCACCAACUCCCCAUGCUUUACUCUGUUUUUCUCAAUGAAGAGCAGUGGAUGGGGGUGACCAUAGUGAUUUCUCCCUUCCUGACACAAAGGCAUCACCUCCUGCUUUCUGCCUAGCAGGGAGGAGAGUAAAGGCACCGGGGGGUCUCCCCUCGAGGACUUGGCAGCCUCUGGCUCCCAGGGCUGCUGCCAACACUGCUAUUGGGUCUCUCACCAAACUUGCACAAAACGUCACGAUCUCCUCCUGCCAAAGCUUUGCGCCACUCUCAGAAGGGAUUGCAGUGCUGGAUGAACAUGGUGCAAAAUACUGCCGGGCUUCUGCCAGCUUGGAUGGAAAGCUGCAGACUCAGCUCAAGUGAGAAGGAGUCUUCUCCUCAUCUCUUUCCAUUUUUGAGUCUCUUUAGAGUCAGGAAGCUUCCAAGUAGGAAAGGAUAGAAGGGUUGGUUAGCAAGGAUCUGCCCUGCCCUGCUCAAUGUGAUACUUCUCAGGACUCGAGCAGCCCUCACUGUGUACGUGUCCAGCUCUGCUGGAGCUCUUCCAGUGCUGCUGAGAAUGAGGGGAUUUUCUCUCUCCAGAUGCAGAUAGCUUGGGCUUUGGAAAGAGAAAAGUCCAUGUUCAGCCCCUGCACACGCAGCAGCUCCUGCUGGGUUAUGCAAGCCUGAGUCUGCUGCGCGUGUACAUGACCACACUGAGGAGUGCAUGUGACAGAUGACAGCAGUGGCAGAACUUCGUUUAAUUAUCACUGUUAUUGUUGUUCCUAUAAGCAAUUAAAUGAUUUGGUUUUUAAAACAAACCUGUAUUUCAAAACAAGCAUAGCGGGUGGGGGGUGUCAGUUUGGCAAAGGAUAUUCAGUUGAUUGUAAGGCAUCCUGCCUGGAGCAGAGAUAAUAGAGUGCCUGGGUGGUUGCUCAAUGAUGAUGGAUUGGUAGGGAAUUGCUCCUGGACCCUGUGAGCAGCCCUCUGGGGCCUGACAAGGCUUGUGCUCUGCUCUUCCGAGGGCUGGCUUGCACAAGGGCUGGGGCAGUGAUGUUGUAAAGAUCAGGUGGGUCAGCCCUGAGAGCCACACCUCGCGUGGGGUGCCAUCCAUCUUCGCUGUCACUGCUGCUGCUUUUUGGUUGCCUGGAGCCCUUGAGCUGCGUGGUGGAGAAACACGGAUAUUUACAGCUCUGCAGAUGUGCACAGGAGCAGUGCAUGGCUCCCGCUAGGCUGCGCAGCAGCAAUGGAGACGGAUGCUUUCAUUUGGCACUGUAAAGCUCAUCCGGCUUUAGCACAUCUCCUGCUGCUGGUUUUAUAUCUUCCAGACCAUGGUUUGCUAAACAGCUUCCAAACCAAGUGGAGGCUGCAAUUCCUGCCCUGUGGAGCUGUGAAUGUUAGGGAUUAUCCAACUGCUCAAUGUUAGCAAGGCUCCCAAGUCACUUCCCUGUGCCUUUAUACCUGGCAGCAGGAAUUGCUGCUCCAUAUCCAGCAUAUCCACCUGCCCCAGGACCCUCCUGGAUGUGGGCAGUGAGAUGGAAUGGGGUAGUGGGCAGCCAGAAUACCUGAGUUCCCCUCUUGGCUCAUCCAGUGUGAGAACUGGGAUGAGUCCUUCAUCUCCAUCCACCCCAGGGCUCUGAUUCAUGUGUGCUGAGCACACAGCAGUGGGUCUGUGGGAUGCCUGUGCACCCUCCUCACCAUCCACCAGCAAUCACAGCCCUACAAUGAGCAUAUGGAGGCACGUGCCCCUGAGCCACAGCUUCUCCUGAUGAAUUGCCUAAAGCCUCCCACAGCAGUGCAGAUGGAAACCUCCAUGUGAGCUGCCCUGCUUUAAGCCCCCUUGCUUGCACUGCCAGCUCAUGGCUGUCCCACUCUGUGGGGGAUGGCAAACCACAAAGCCCAGUGUGCUAUGUCCUGUGUUAAAAGCAAGGGGGAGAGGAGGCAGGAGCUCUCCGGUGGGAGGUAAGGACUUCUGGGGGUUGUCUCCAUACAGCUUUCUUGUAAACUUUAACCCCGUGCUCUCCACCUCCAGCCCACCCCACAUCCCUGCUGCCCUCAGGCAGGAGGAUGCAGCCAUUAUGAGGAGCUGGGACAGAGGACUCAGAAGGAAAUCAGCCCCUCUCCCUGUGACUUGAACACUGCUGACUGAUGAAUCAGGGAAGAUGCAGAUUCCUGGCAUCCUCCCGUUACUUAUUCAUCGUGUGGCACAGGACACAUCAGUGAUGCUCAGCACUUUGCUCAUGCAAAGGAUGCCAGAGCUUUGGGGGUGGGAAAACAUUCUUUUUGAAGGUGGCUGCAUGAGGCAGGCAUUGUGUGUCCAGGCAAUGCCUUAUUCUCAAAUCCCCUCUCUGCUUCUCUCUCUGCAUCUCACUGUGAGCCCAUGGUACCCUGGGCACCUUCAGCACACCAAGUGCCAUCCAGAGGCUGUAAGUGCAUAAGAAGCAAAUUUCAUCCCAAGUUUCUCCAGCACAGCAGUGAAGACAUCCAGGGACAAGAGCAGCCUGCUGGGCUCUGAGCUUUGAGCUGCAGUGUCUGUCCCAGAAAGAAGCUUUGUCUUAGUGGCACGCAACGUGGCUCAACCAUGCUAUAUGAUAAAUGCUGCAGUAAUUAACUACCAUUGCAUUUCAAAAUCUAUGUGGAUUUGUGGAGUUCUUGUAAGCCCUGACAUCUCUGGGAAGUGUUGCAUGACUCAGGUCUCCCUUUUUAUAGAGGUAUGAGAAAAAAUAGUUACACUUACCAAAGAGUUCCAGGGUAAAUUCAGCCCGGGCAGCCUGGAAAUGUCACAGCAAAGCAGGGGUGUGAGCCUGAGCCUCCGGGACUGCAUGCACAAGGACAGAGAUAGGGAUAGGGACUGAAACAGAGAUGGGGAUGGGGACAGGGACAAGGAAAGGGACAGAGACGGAGACACGGGCAGGAACACCUCAGGUCUUGGUCAGACCCUGUCUGGUGAUGCUGAACCUGAUGCCUCCCCUUCUCCAUCAAGACAAGCUGGUCAAAUAAUGAGCUUCUAUCCUUAAGAAAGCAAUGUAGUUCUUCUUCUCCCAACCCUAUGUGAAGGAAAAUGGUGUUGGUCUUCGGGAAAGGUGCAACUACUGACAGUUUUCAUGAUGAAUGAGGAUUGAGGAGGAAAACGUAUGCAAAGCAGUCACACAGAGGUGUCCCAUACAGCCAAUUCUUUCACUAAAUAACAAAACUUACAGCUAGAAGAAGUGUGAUUUAUCUUUGGUAAUACAUGGCAGCCAUUGGGGGAAAGUUGAAAAGUGGCUUGAAUUUAAUCUCUGGAAAUGAAUGCAGUUUGCUGCAUGGUUUUUUUUUGAGGACUGAAAAUGGUUAUACUUUUUAUUAAGCAGCAAUCCAAAGGAGGCUGUGCAGAUCUGUUCCUCCCUUAGGAAAACCAGGGCUGGGAGCACAGCGUGUGCGCCUGCGCAGGUAACCUGCCUAGGGGCAGGCGGAUGAUUUCAGGCUGCAUUUCUACCUGCUCUUCCAACCCUUCCAGCUCACGCUUCCCUGCCCUCCCUCUCUGCCCCUGCCCAUUUGGGAGCACAGAUAUAAACCCUCCAGCCAAUAUGUUUCCUGUGGGGGACAGUGAGCUUUGCCUGGAGGGUGCUUAUGGCUCUCACCUCAUCCCAAAGCUGUCCUUAAAGACGGAGCGAGGAAGUUCACUGCCUGCAACCACAGAAGCUCCAGAAGCAGGGCAAGUUGUUCUCCUGACAAUUGACCUCUCUCACAGGUAAGCACUGCUGGGAUGAGCAGCAAGCAAGCAGCUGCUGGGUACUGCUUCUCUAUUCCUUUCUGCUUCUCCUGUGCAUGUCUCCAGCAUCCCCUCGCCUCUUCUUGACUCAGCGAGGAGAUGGGGUUUACCCUCCUGAGUCUGUUUAUUUGCUCACUUGCAGAUAGGUUUUACCCUCCUGGGUCUACUUCUUUUCCUAUGCAAGUACUUGCGUUGCUGUAAGCAAGUGAUGCACAACACCAGGGAGCAGCAGCUCAUCCCUGCGGUGCACAUGAGCCCAUGGAAACCCAACAUUGCAGAGUCAGGGCACAGCCCAACCCACCUGCAUCUCCUUUCUGCUGCUUUCAUUGAUGCAGUCUCACCUGCUUGGGGGGAACCAGCCUGGAUUAAAGAAAAGAUGUCAUUAACUUGUAAUUGGAAGGGAGCAGUGGAGGUUUAUCCACAAGUCAGUUUGCCUGAUAGAGGCAGGAGGCUGCAGACGAGCUUGUUUGCGGCCGUGUUGCAUUUGCAGGCUUUCUGCCUUUGAACUUCUUGGGAAGUGAAGCAGAGGAAACUGGUUGCUUCCCAGCCUUGCAUACCUAUGGCCACUGCUGAGCUCAGCGGUGUUCCUCAGCUGCUGUAAGCAGAGACCCAGCUUCUCCAUAAUAAAACAACUAACCAAAGAGCGAUUUUAAGAUAAACUUCCCUUCCUUGUGCUAGACCCAAAGCUGAGAGGGAUUUAAAGGGAACGCUGCUUUCCACUCAUUUCUUCCUGUGCCUUGGGCAUGCUCAGUGCCAAAGAGCCACAGCAGCCCCAGGAGCACCAGUGUCCCCAGCACUCAGCCCCAGGGUCUGAAUGAUGUUCCCAAACCUCCGGGUUUGGCACCCGUCUCUGUCAGCCUCCAGAAUAGCUCCAAAGCCUCAAGGAUUUGUGAACAAGGAACUUGAUCGGAACAUUGAUUUUUCCAAAGGCUGAGAAAUGAUGUGCAGAUGGAGGGUAGGAAAGUCUUUAGCACAGGGAAAAGAAAUGAAGAGGAAAGGUUGGGUUUUGGUUAGAAUCCUGCUCAGCAAUGCAAUUCCUCCUCCAUCAGAGGCCAGGCUGAGGAUAAGAGGUGUGAAGCUUGGAUGCCUUUCACUGGGCUGAUUGCACUCAAAGUGGAAUCACUGCUGGCAAAGGGACGCAAUCCCAGGCCUUUGCUCCAUGCCUCAGGAAUCUGGGAACACCCCAAGUCUGAACUGGUGCUUGCACUGAGCUCCAGCCCUGGGGUGAAGGCUGCAAAACGAUGAGAAAGGACGGAGCCAAUGAGCAAUAAACCCUGCAGAGCUCCACUCCCAAAAGGUAGCGCACAGCCCAUGAGGUGUGGGGAAGUCCUCUUGGCAGCAAGAUCUGAGUCAUAAAGAAAGUGAAGCAAAGACAGAAGGCAGGGUGACAAGGGCAGGGCUGGGACAUGGAGCAGCAAUGACCCCCGAAGAGGGAUGUUAGUGUUAUAGAUGUGGCAACGGUGGCCAUUCCAAGCUCAGAGCUCAAAGAUAUUUCCUAGGGUGAUUUGUGACUUCUGAUUGCGGGGAGAGAGCAAGAAAUGUCUGCAAUGCAAUGUGUGCUGGGAAGAAGAUGAAUCUUUCAUAGCAGGGUAAGGAUGCUGUGCAACAUGAGCGCGUGCAGGUGUGCAAGGGGCCAGUGGGCAGCACGCUUCUCCCCAUUCCAUUUGUGCACGCAGGUGCAUGACUAACCCACUCCUCUCCUUCUGCCCAGGCAACCCAACGAUGCCGAGCAUAUUCUCCUACCAAAGCUCUGAAAUUGACUGGUGUGAAAACAACUUUGUGCACUCGCCGAUCAUCGCAGAGUACUACAACACGAUCAGCAAUGUAUGCUUCUUCAUCCUUUCGGCUGCCCUGCUCCACCUGAACCGGCAGUAUUGCCAGCAGCGCACCGUGCCCAUGUACUUCAUCUCUGGCCUUCUCCUCUGUGUAGGUAUCUUCUCCAUGUACUUCCACAUGACCCUGAGUUACGUGGGACAACUCUUGGAUGAGCUCUCCAUCCUCUGGACACUGGCUGUUGCAUAUUCCUUUUGGUACCCAAGGGCUCACUUCCCCAGGUGCAUCAAAAGCAGGAAGCAAUUCUACUGGUUGGGUGGUGUCACCACGGUGAUCACCACCUUGAUGUCCUUCAUCAAACCAUCCAUCAAUGCCUAUGCGCUCAACUGCAUCGCCUUCCACCUGCUGUACCUGACCUGGCGCGAGCUGAAAAAGUGCAAUGACCAACGUGUUCACCGGAUGGCCAAAGCCAUGGUGGUGUGGUGGGUGCUGGCCAUCACCAGCUGGUUAAGUGACAGGUGGCUUUGCUGGCUCUGCCAGGCGAUCAACUUCCCUUAUUUCCACAGCUUCUGGCACGUGCUGAUAGCUGUGUCCCUCCUCUACUGCUUCCCACUGGUCAUGUACUUUGACGUCACCUACGAGAUGCCAACAUUCAAGCCAAAACUGGGAUAUUGGCCCAGCGACUCCUGGCCCAUCGUGGUGCCUUACAUUGCCUUGGAGGAGCCUCACAAGCAGUGCUAGAGCCAGCUGCAUCCUUCAGCCAUGGGGUGUGUGAUGCACACACGUGCAUCUGCACGGGAAGCACCUCAGCUGUGUGCCUGCUCCCUGGACAAGGGCAAUGUGGCUGGCGGAUGGGGCAGGGAGCAGCUGAGGCCUCGUGGUGCUGGGCAUGAAGGAGGGUGGGAGCCCACAGACUAGGAGACUGCCCAGGCCAAUGCUGGGGAGAUGAAGGUCUCCUUCUCCAGCUGAUGCUCACUGAGAAAGGGAGGGGACAGUGCUGCUUCUGUGUCCUCUGCAUUAGUCAGGCUGUGGCAUCUUUCGCUGACAAGGGCACAGCUGGAAAGACAGAAGCCAAGCUGGUGACAGAUGGGUUUGUUGGGGCUGCUCUAAUUAUUAUUA
Phasianus colchicus (ring-necked pheasant) is the source of this 9776-nucleotide messenger RNA. RefSeq names its product alkaline ceramidase 1 (gene ACER1). Lineage: Eukaryota; Metazoa; Chordata; Aves; Galliformes; Phasianidae. The record is from RefSeq and is a predicted model, not a curated record. Gene Ontology annotation, cellular component: endoplasmic reticulum; membrane. Gene Ontology annotation, molecular function: N-acylsphingosine amidohydrolase activity. Gene Ontology annotation, biological process: sphingosine biosynthetic process; ceramide catabolic process.